AAAAUCGUGACCUUUACAUACCCGUUCUGCUUCCGUAGGGGUGAUAUGCGCAUGGCUGGGUGAACAACUGUGAAUUCCUCACCCAGUACAUUUGUGUCUUAACUUCAUGUACAUAGCACGAUCCUUGGGCAAAAUGGCAGGCCAUUCAUCUACAAUAGUGCGUCUGGAGCAAAGAGCAGUAGAAGCAGACAAGCUCAUAGAGUACCUGAAGCAGCAGGUUCACCUCCUGAAGGAAAAAGCAAUUGCUCAGGCCACUGUCCAAGAGGAAAAGAAGUUAAAAGUUGAAAAUGCCAAACUGAAGGAAAGCAUUGAGAAGAUAAAGAGAGAACUCCUGGCAAAAGACCAGAAAGCAGGGAUAGAGGUAGAUAUGCCUGCAGGACACCCUACUGCCCUGAGUGCCUCCAAACCUCCGGCCUCCUCUCCUCCGGCCUCCUCUCCUCCUGCUCACCCUGCUGCCAGUGGAAGUUUACCCGUUAAGGACUCUGAGGGCAAGAAGAAGAAACCAGAGAAGAAAGAAAAACAAGAGAAGAAAGCCCCAGCUCAGGCGCAGGAGGAGAUGAAAGUGGAUGUGUCACGUCUUGAUCUGAGGAUAGGCCGUAUCAUCACGGCCGAGAAGCACCCAGAUGCUGAUGCUCUUUAUGUGGAGAAGGUGGAUGUUGGAGAGCCUGCUCCCCGGACAGUCGUCAGCGGGCUGGUCAAGCACAUCCCUCUGGAUCAGAUGCAAAACCGUAUGGUCGUCCUCUUAUGCAACCUGAAACCUGCCAAGAUGAGGGGAGUGGUGUCCCAAGCCAUGGUCAUGUGUGCAAGUUCACCUGAGAAAGUUGAGAUAUUGGAUCCUCCUGCAGGAGUUUCCCCUGGAGACAGAGUCCUUUGCCAAGCUUUUCCAGGUGAACCAGACAAGGAACUAAAUCCUAAGAAGAAAGUGUGGGAGCAGGUGCAGCCGGACCUUCGUACCGACGCCCAGUGUGUUGCUACCUAUAAAGGUUCUGCCUUUGAGGUGACGGGCAAAGGGGUCUGCAAAGCGCAGACAAUGAGCAAUAGUGGAAUCAAAUAAGUUUUUAGUGCCUGACAGUCAUGUGUAGACAAUGAACUGACAUGUUUAAGAUCGCUAUCUACACUACACUCUGUGGUUUUGAUGAAGUAAUGACAGACCCAUGCUCUAAUAAAGUGUGAACAGAAAUAA
Molecule: messenger RNA, 1183 nt
Organism: Clupea harengus (Atlantic herring)
Lineage: Eukaryota; Metazoa; Chordata; Actinopteri; Clupeiformes; Clupeidae
Gene: aimp1a
Product: aminoacyl tRNA synthetase complex interacting multifunctional protein 1a
Molecular function (GO): tRNA binding
Source: RefSeq, a predicted model, not a curated record